Entrophospora sp. SA101 is the source of this 4092-nucleotide messenger RNA. NCBI's taxonomy places the organism in Eukaryota, Fungi, Glomeromycota, Glomeromycetes, Entrophosporales, Entrophosporaceae. The record is from the annotation of a GenBank genome assembly.
AUGCCAAAUUCUAAUUGGCUUUUAAAAAAAGACACUGCUAGUAGUGGUCGUUCUCAACGAAGCAUUCCUCAUAUUUUAAGUGGCAUCUUUCCUGGUUUAAGACAAAUAAUGAACGAAAACAAUAACAACGAUAUUAUUAAUAAUUCUUCUCCUGCGAUUACCAUAUCUACAUCUACCACAACUAAUAUUAAUACUAAUAAUACUACAACAGCUUCUGCAACGACAAAUAUACAAUCACCGUCUAAUUAUGAUGAUUUUAAUAGACAACCACGUACCUCAGAUGUUUUUUCUGAAGCUAGAACUGAUUUCAUACAUCUUUACGAUACAAACAAUUUGUCAAAUUAUGAAAUUAACAAAAAUAAUAAGAAAGAAUCUCUCACUCGUAACAAAUUUCCUGGUUCAAAAAACACAUAUUAUAGAAAUAUCUUUAUUAAUGAUAAUUCUUCACUUCAUAGAAUAGGAAAUGUUUGUUGCAGACAAUUUAAUCCAACAAAUCAUUCGAUUUACACAAUAUUAGUACCAUCAAUAAUAUUUCUAAUAGGAAUAUUACUUGGUUUAGUUACCUAUUUUGUAUUGAUAAAAAACCAAAAACAGAAUUUCGAUGACUCAAUUUUAUAUAAUUGUGAUGAACGUAUGAAAGCUAUAAUCAAUGGUUUUAUUAAUAGUUUGGAUAUAACAAGAGAUUUUCUAGCCUUCGUCACUGUUGCUACAAAUAUUAAUAUUACAGCUGUAAAUCAAAAUGAUAAGCGAUUACUUUGGGAAAAAGAUAAUGGACCGAUAAAUGAAUUAAAUGCUAACGGUGAAUUCGUAUAUCGUGGAAAUGCUUCUGAAUAUUUUCCUAUUCAAUAUUCAUAUCCUAUACCACGCGCAACUUAUUAUGAUAUCUUUUCAGAGUCUAAGCGUGCUUCAUCUAUUACAAAAGCAAGAGAAACAAAAAACAUGACUUUAACUAAUAAGUUACCAUUAGCUAGUAACGCGAGCAUCGGAGGAAUUUUUGUAUUUUUUCCUUUUUAUGCAAAUGCAUUUAGCAAAAAUAACCCACCUGACUCAGAUGUUGAUGGCGUUAUAUUUGGCAUCUAUGAUAUUGACACAAAUUUUGCAAAUAUUUUGAACCAAUUAAAUGAUGUUGGCGUUGCUCUUCGAAUAUUAGAUCACGAUGAUGACGAUUCUGUCUUAUUUGAUUCCAGAUUACAAUCAAAUCAAACAAUAUAUCGUGCUCAACCUCCUUUUGUUUCUGAGCACCAAGUUUUGGACAGAGCUUGGAAAUUUGAAUGUUAUGUCUCGGAAUCUUUAUACCAAUCGGCAAUUCCCCAUGUUAUUCCUUCUAUUUCCUUGGUCAUUUUCAUAAUUUUUUUUGGUUUUUUAGGUUUAUUAACUUCUAAAUACUUUAAAAAAUAUUUAUACACCAGGGAUAUGGCUAACAUUCAAACUCAAAAAUUAGGCAGAACUCAAAGUUUACUCAAAGCAAUGACUGCUGAUAGUAAGGCUGUAUUAGAAGCGAUAGCUGACCCUUUGGUUGCCUUGAAUUCAAAAGGUGAAAUAGUUGGCGCAAACAAACAUGCUUUAAAAUUGACCGGUUAUUCUCCUGACGACAUCAAAGUUGAAAAUAAAAUGCAUAUAAGUCAUUUACUAUUACCUCAUCCUGAUACUCCUCCAAUUUUUGAUGAUAAUAAUAAUGGUAUUGGCUUAACAAGAGAUUCAAAUCAAUCGGAAGUGGCUGUCAGACCUGGUAUGAAAGAUGUAUUUGCAAGAAGAAAGGAUGGUACCACUUUUGAAUCCGAAGCAAACUUUUCCCAACCUGUUGUUGAAAAAAAUUAUUUCACUCAAGUUGUAAUGUUUAGAGAUGUCACUUUCAAAAAAGAAAAUGAAAGGGCUGUAAUCGAAGCAAAAAAUGAGGCUGAUCUGGCAAAUCAAUCUAAAACCGAAUUCUUAUUUUUCUUAUGUCACGAAAUUCGUAAUCCAGCUCACGCCAUAUUAGGUUUCGUAGAUAUGUUACAAAAGUCUUUAAAAAAUCAAUACGAAGAAUUAGAUUAUAUCACGGCAGCAGGAAAAUUUUUGAAUUUCAUAGUAAACGAUGUGCUUGAUUUAACUCAUCUGACAAAUCCUUCUCCUUACGAAAUAGAAUUAAAAUCUGAAGAAAUGGAUCCUUAUUUGUUAAUUCAAAAUAUUGCUAAAAUCCAAUCAAUUGAGGCCUCAAGUAAAAGGAUUAACCUGAAGACCAUCAUACAUAGUGAUCUCCCGAAAAAAUUAUAUAGCGAUCCGCAUCGAUUAGAACAAGUGUUAAAUAAACUGUUGGCCAGAUCAAUUGAAGUUUCACCGGAGGGCAGUGUUAUCGAAUUAGAGUUACAGGUAUUAAAACAAAGUAAAUCAAAAGGUGUUCUAACAAGAGUUUCUGUAAAAGAUCAUAGCAAAGGAUUUCGUACAGACGAGGAAAUUUCGGAAUUGUUUAAACCUUACUCGAAAACAAAUUCAAGUAUUGGGUCAAGGUUUCAUGCUCAAGGUUUAUCAAUGGCAUUAGCUCAAGCUAUUAUUAAGGUUAUGGGUGGUAGAUUAACGGUUGAUAAAAUCACAAAAUCUACUCAACAUGCUAGUAGAGUUUGGUUUGACAUAUGGAUAUUAACUGAAGAUGCAAAAUAUUCAAUCAGAGAAUCAUUUGAUACAAAUAUUAGUAGAAAUGGAUCUAGUGGUGGUGGCGAUGGACUUGGUUACGUAUUAUUUAACAGUAAAUUUGGUAGCGCUCCCAGUUCAACUGAUGGUAGAAAUCUUAAUUAUGUAUUAGAAGUGGACACAAUUGAUUCUGAUAAUAAAGCACAAUUAAGAAGUUCUAAAAGCAUGUCAAUUGCAAUGCCUAAACGUAGCCAUAAAUCUUAUAAAAAUGCACCUCAUAAAAUAAACUCAAAGCAAUCAAAAAUGACAACAAGUGGUGAAGAAUCAGAUGAUGAUGUCCGUAGUUCAAUAAUGUUGGCAGUAUUAGGUAAUAAAUCGUCAAAAGAUGCAAAUAAAUCAAUUAUGAAAGAUAAUAAUAGUAAUAAUAAUAAGCUAAAAGAUGCAGUAAAUAAUAAAAGUAAUAAUGCGUUAGGUUCUGGUGGGUCAUCUUCAACAAUAAUAACAAUAAAUAAUAAUAAUGAUAACAACAACAAUUUACAUUUGCCAAUAACGAAUGAUGAUAUAAUACAUAAUCAUAUUCAAACUAAUAAUGAAAUAUCAGUAACAACAACAAAUUCUUUAAUUGAAAACGCUAAUAUUAAUUCUUCAAACUUAUCGCCUGGUUUACCUCCAAUCGUAACCUAUUAUUCUGGUGAUAAUGACGGACAAGAGGAGCUAGUUUUAAAUAAUAAUGAUUCCAUAAAUGAUGACUUACAAGAAGACUAUCAUUCUUCGCCGCAACAACAAAUCAAUGCUGAUGAUAAUAAAUCAAGUAAUAAUGUCAAUUCACCACGAUCGUCAUCAAAUCAUCCAUUACACAUAACGCUUCCCAAUACAAUAUCCAUAACAAACAAAGAAAAUUCACCAUCAUCAAACGCGCCUCAUACACCUCCACCAUCAUCACAUGCACCUAGACCACCGUCAUUGAUUAUGUCCGCCUAUUUGGCGCAAAGAGUCACCUCGAAAAUGUUACUGAGAAAUAAUUUUACGGUUGAAUUAGCAAAUCACGUUGAAGUUAGUGGCACUGACAAUGUUAAGGUUGAUAAUGGUGAUAAGUUUUGGAAUGACGAUGGUAACAAUGAUAACAAAGUGAUUUAUAAUGCUGAUGAUAUAGGCUAUUGUUGUAUACUAAUGGAUAUUAUAACACCUGUGAUGAAUGGAUAUGAAGCAACAAAACUAUUAAGAGAUAAUGGUAUCGAUAUACCUAUAUUAGCCUUGACAGCUAAUAGUUUUGGUAGUGAUGUUAAAAAAUCUACAGAAGUUGGUAUGGAUGCGUUUUUAACUAAGCCGAUAAACGAAACUCAAUUGAUUAAUGCAAUUAACAAAGAGAUAGAGAAUUAUAAAAAUAAUAAAUUGCAACAUCAACUUAAAAAAGCAGUCGAAGAUGAAGAUGAAAUAUAUAUUGAACAAUCACCACAAUCUUUACAUUCAUUAAGGUCUUCUUGA